UUAAGUUGGUAGCAUUGCAGUAUUGUCAACACUGUCUAACAGCCAGCUGAUUAUGAGUGACGUUUUUAAUUUUGCAUUUCAUUGAGUUACUUUUAUCUCCUGUCUUCGAAAUUACCUUAUAAGAUGGAUAACUCAAUUAGUAAUUUUGAACUAUCCGAGAGCACUGUACGUCUGGGAUCAGAUUCAGAAAAAAGCUCUGAGAAAAGUGAUAACUUCGAGGAGCUUGUUGAACCAGAUACCGAUGAAUCAUCGAACGGCACUAACGAAAAUAAGGUCAAACUUCAUAGUGAAGAUUUUGAUAAUAAUUUACCCGAAACAGUCACUUUGCUCAAGCACCCCGAAACCGGUGUGAAAGUAUACCUAGUAGGAACCGCACAUUUUAGUAAAGAGUCGCAGGAUGAUGUAAUUAAAGUUAUUCGUAAUGUACAACCUCAAAUAAUUGUGUUGGAGUUGUGCGAUGCACGCACUAGUAUUUUAUCUUUGGAUGAGGCAACAAUAUUAGAGGAAGCUAAGAAUAUCGACUUUGAUAAAGUUAGAUCGACAAUUAGGACUAACGGCUUUUACAAUGGUGUUAUGUAUUUAUUGUUACUGAAUAUGAGUGCCCACAUUACUAAGGAAAUCGGAAUGGCGCCAGGAGGUGAAUUUCGUGUCGCUUAUAAGGAGGCUAGAACUUUGCCCAGCUGUAGUAUACACUUAGGAGAUCGCCCAAUACAAAUUACCUUAAAACGUGCCUUAUCUCGGUUAUCGUGGUUUCAAACUAUUAAGUUAGGUUGGCACCUUUUAACUAAUAAAGAGCCAAUUAGUAAAGAAGAGAUUGAGAAAUGUAAACGGCGAGACAUGUUAGAGCAAUUACUAGCAGAUAUGGCUGGCGAAUACCCCGCACUCGGAGAAGUCUUUGUUGAUGAACGUGACAUUUAUCUAACUCACUCUCUGCAAAUGGUCUCCGGUCCGAGAUUACACAAACAUCAAGAACCACCAACAGUUGUCGGUGUGGUUGGAAUGGGUCACGUGGUCGGUAUUACUCGUCUUUGGCUCAAAGACCAGCGUCCAUUUCUCGCCAACAUACUCACCAUUCCUCCGCCUUCGCUGUCAUCGAAAAUUUUUAGGAUUACAUUUAGAUUAUCCCUUCUUACUCUCGGAGGUUUUGUUGUUUAUCGUUUUGUGCCUAUGCCGAAAAUGUUUAGGGAAACUUGCAGGACUGGUUUUGAGAGAAUUGUUUCUAAUAUUAAGAAGUUUUAAUAUACUUGUGAUACUUACUAUUUGUCUUCCUAUUUGAGUACACUGAAUUUUUAUAAUUGGGUUUAAAUUAUAUUUUAAUACUUAAGAUGAAUGUCCAGAUCUAAUGGGAAUUUAAAGCUCUGUUAUACAAUCCUUGUUUUUUUAUUAGUCUAAGAUAAGGGUUACUUUUGUAUCAUUCCAAUAGUUAUUUGUGCAACUGGUGUUCAUAAUGUGCUUGUUUUUUUUAUUGGUUUUCACACCGCUGUUGGGGAAACUUUUUAUGUUGAUUCAGAUGUUCUCUGGUAUUAAAAUAUACAAUUUUGAAUGUUAUACAAGGAACUGUCAGGUGUUAUUGUUUGUAAUUUUGUUGCGUUAUCAAAUGACAAAAUAUAUUUUUAAAUUAA
Molecule: messenger RNA, 1622 nt
Organism: Photinus pyralis (common eastern firefly)
Lineage: Eukaryota; Metazoa; Arthropoda; Insecta; Coleoptera; Lampyridae
Product: traB domain-containing protein
Exons: 4
Coding region: 124-1239 (371 amino acids)
Source: RefSeq, a predicted model, not a curated record